Sinocyclocheilus grahami is the source of this 3639-nucleotide messenger RNA. Its product is annotated as cell adhesion molecule 3-like. The transcript has 10 exons. The record is from RefSeq and is a predicted model, not a curated record. Gene Ontology annotation, biological process: homophilic cell-cell adhesion. Gene Ontology annotation, cellular component: presynaptic membrane. NCBI's taxonomy places the organism in Eukaryota, Metazoa, Chordata, Actinopteri, Cypriniformes, Cyprinidae. The coding region runs from base 300 to 1748 and encodes 482 amino acids.
UGAGAUAGUAACCGCCACAUGGUUUGCUAGACGAGGAAGGAGUAAGCGAAAAUUAGUGACCUUUUAGACUAAUAAAAAAAUCAUAAUUUAACUAGAUUUCAAAUGACCGUAGUGUGAAUCAGGUUUGUACACAUAAGAUUGCUUGUGCUUUUUUAACUACAAAAAACAAGCCUGAUAUAGCAAAAAAAUGGAAGAGUUGGAGAGAUGGUGGAAAGUAAUCACAUAAAUCUAAAUCACAAUGGUUUUGGUGCCAGACACCUUGACUAACGUUAUCAGUGGACUUCGGGGGGGAAAAUAAAAUGCUAAAAAUUGUAGUAUAUGACACCUAUGUAGUGUAUGUGUUAUUCUUAUCUGCUCUGUCUUUUUCAGCACUGAGAGAUAACCGUAUUCAGUUGGUAAAGUCCACAGCCACAGAGCUGAUAAUCACCAUCUCGGAUGUUCAGCUGUCAGAUGAUGGAGAGUACACCUGUUCAAUUUUCACCAUGCCUGUACGGACUGCACGAGCCACAGUUACUGUACUGGCACCAGCCGCUCCUGGUGUUCCAGGUAAGCCGGUGAUAACAGGUUUUGAUGAUGCUGUUGAGGAGGGCGGCAAGGUCACUCUCACCUGCACGAGUUCAGGCAGCAAACCUCCUGCUAAACUACACUGGUACCGCGAUCAAGAGGAGAUACAAGGGCGUCCUGAUGUUGUGGAGUCCAACCCUGAUGAACCGACCUACACAGUAACCAGCGAGCUCACCCUCACUGUCACCAGAAACGAUAACAACGCUCUGAUCACCUGUGCAGUGGAUCACCCGUCCAUUGCCAAUGGAGACAAGAGGACAGAGCAGCCCCUCAGUGUCUUGUUUUCUCCAAGCAUGUCGAUUCAGCCAGAGAGUGACCUGCCCAGAGAAGGAGAGAAGUUUUUCCUGCAGUGUGUGGGGAACGGAAAUCCAGAGCCGACUGCGUUUGUGUGGCGGAGAAAAGACGCAGAGCUCCCCCCGCUGGCAAAGGUGGAUGGUGCGUUCCUGCGCUUCGAAUCCCUCAACAAGUCGGAUAAUGGUGUUUAUGAGUGCCAGGCUGAUAACGGGAUCGGCAUGGGGGACAUAACGCACACCCUUCUGGUACAAGACCAGGAAGAUUCAGACCUCUUUAUUCUCACCUCUACUUUCCCUUCAUCCUCUGCUUUUCCCACUGAUUCUUCUGAAACUUCAGUUUCAACAUCUGCUGAAGACACAACUCUUCCUCCAUUUUCGUCAUCUUCCACUACCUUCCCCACAUCCACUCUUACCUUCUCCUCCACUCUCCCUCCUUUCACUUCUGCUCCUUCCACAUUCCCUCCCUCUCCUGAAGUUCCCACAACAUCUCUUUCCAACGCUCUCUUCCCUGAUCUCACUCUUCUGCCCUCCUCCGUUCCUGCUCGCACCCCUCCCUCACCCCCCUCCUCCUCCCCUGCCACUCCAUCAUCUGUUCCUCAGCUGAAUGGAGUGCACACCUUUACAGAAGCCGGAGUGAAUGCUGCAGACCCUACAGCGAUGUCCACCUCUUCAGGAGUAGACCAUGCUGUGAUUGGUGGAGUAGUUGCUGUCAUUGUCUUCAUCAUGCUUUGUCUCCUCAUCGUCCUCGGCAGAUACCUCAUCAGACACAAAGGUACGUACCUGACUCAUGAAGCGAAAGGUUCCGAUGAUGCUCCGGAUGCAGACACGGCCAUCAUUAACGCUGAGGGUGGCCACUCUGGGGUGGAUGACAAGAAAGAGUACUUCAUUUAGAGAUCCAUCCCUCCGCUCCCUCUUCCUUCACACGCUUCAGUUCACUCAGCCUGACGGGGAAAAACGGGGAUGGCAGAGAGAGAGGAAAUAUGUGAGGAAAAAAAACAAAAACAAGUGUUGACCUGUUCGAACUGAAGGACCUCAAAUAAGCUUCGACACACAGGACAGGGAAGUGAGAGUUACGCACUGGCACGUGGGCUCAUUUUCACACACACACACACACACACACAUACUAUUUCUCCAUUACCAUAAUGACACGUGAGCAAACACACUUGAUGAGACAUAAAUAAUAAAAAGAGGCAAUAUGACAGUGACCACACUUUCCUCGUCUCCCAUGAUUCCUUUCAAUCGGUCCAGAUGUACUCUGGCACAUGUUGCACAGUGAUAUGUGCAUGCAUGAACUUUCAGGACACAUGGUCUGCUCCCAAAACCAUCGAAAGACACAGACUCAUAACAGGCAUGCAUGCAAACACACACCGAACAUAAAGUGUCUUAAAUUCUUAAAAUUUAAUUUAAACCAUGCAACCCUGCAAUAUCACUGACAGAUACACACACACACACACACACACACACCACCUCAGUGUUACACUAUCAUACACACACACACACACACACAGAAUAACCAGGCAAAAACAGCAGCCCCUGCAACCAUUAUGUGGGACCCCCGAAAUAAAUUGAUAAAUACAUAUAUAUAUGAUUAUAUAGCAUCAUUUUUACUCAGUGUGCUGUAAAUAUAUCCUCUAUCUCUCUCUCUAACCUCACUGUCUGAUAUUGCAGUAUAUACUCUCUGAGCCUGCCUGGUUUCUUACAUGUGUGGAAAUGCCGAGUUGAUAAAAAAUAUCUGGACUAUGGAAAAAAAAACAUGGUGUUAUGAAAACUUCAGUAAUAUUUGUAUGAAUUACUUUCUCUUUGAGUUUGAUUUCUGGUGUUUACUGUUGGUGCAACAGUCUAGUGUCAUUUCAUCAACCUGGGAAGAUUAUUAUUAUUAUGAGGUCCUUAAUCUCAAUGCAUUACAUUGUGCACUGAUGUGUCAUUGUAUCAGGCCCAGUGAUUCGCUCACUCACGCCACCUUCAGGAAUGAAUCUUCUCUGUUCUUCAGUGGCGGGACUCUCAGAAAAAGCAGGGUAAAACAAACUACUGCUCUCUAUCUCUCUCUGUCUCUUUCUCUUACUGAUCAUAUUCUCACUUUCUUCCACACCUCUUGCCAGUCUGUUCUUAAAGCUAGAUUAUUGCUAGACUUACACCAUCAUUGUAACCACAGACCAUAGUGACAUUCGAAGGGAGUUUGGGGGUUUAGACGGUUGCAUCAUGCAAUAAACUGGCGAUUGUAUAAAAUAAAAAAAACAGUUGAUUAAAUCUGGAUUUUUAAAGGUGAUGUGUGUAAUUUUCAGUAUGCCAAAAUCCUUACUCCUAUCCAAUCUUAAUGUGAAUAGACUGUAAAUAAGCCAUUUGUAGGUUGAUUCCCUGUGGCACUAUCAAAACUCUGCUCUGUUUUUUGAGCAUCCCAACCUCCUAACAUAUAACUUUGGCUCAACCAAUGGCAUGCAGUCGGAUUCAGUUUGGUGGCUCAGAAAUUACACACUUUUAAAUAUGUUUUAAAUUUGUUAUUCAGGAAUACUGCUUCACUAUGUAUCCAGCUGAUUUUUUUUUCCUAAUCCAUGCAGAUCUGGUAACCGAUAUGAUUACAGAAAGUGGCCAGUUGUCAUUUCUAUAUCCCUAUUCCUUUUCAGUAGCUAUUUACCUAGAGGAGAAGGUUGGAACUGUGACUUAGGUGUUGAGUUAUAGUGCUCAUGCAAGCAAUGCAGGUUUGAAUCUGGCUUGUGACAUUUUUCAAUUGUAUUACACCUAGACCCUCUUCCAAACAUUUAUUGUCUUUAAAUGGGCAAAAAUG